UCCUGUUUCCUUUUCUGGGUGCCUAGACGAUGACCCCUACCAGCCGAUGACCUCGGACCAGACCGUGGCAGUGGGCGGGACCGUGACGCUGACCUGCCAAGUACAGGAGAGCGACAACUCCUCCCUCCAGUGGUCCAACACCGCCCAGCAGACCCUGUACUUUGGAGAGAAGAGAGCUCUGAGAGAUAACCGCAUCCAGCUGCACAGGUCUACCAGCACUCUGCUGUCCAUCACCAUCGGCGAGGUGCAGCUGUCUGACGAGGGAGAGUACACCUGCUCCAUCUUCACCAUGCCCGUGCGCACCGCCCGCGCCACUGUCACCGUGCUGGGUGUGCCGGGAAAACCCCAAAUCUCCGGGUUCGAGGACGCCGUGCAGGAGGGAGGUGAACUCACCCUUACAUGCACCAGCUCUGGGAGCAAGCCCCCUGCCAAGCUCCGCUGGUACAGAGGACAAGAGGAGCUUCCAGGCCGUCCAGACGUGGUGGAGUCCAACCCGGACGAGCCGACCUACACGGUGAUCAGCGAGCUCACGCUCACGGCCAGCCGGGACGACGACAACGUGAUGAUCGCCUGCGCCGUGGACCACCCGUCCCUGUCCCCCGGGGACAAGCGGAGCGAGCAGCCCCUCCGAGUGCUGUUUACCCCUAACGUGAACAUCCAGCCAGAGAGUGACCUUCCCAGGGAGGGGGAGAAAUUCCACCUGCAGUGCAUGGGCAACGGAAACCCAGAACCCAUGUCGUUCACGUGGCAGAAGAAAGAUGGCGGGGACCUGCCCCCGCUGGCCAAGGUCGACGGCAGCUUCCUGCGCUUCGAGGCGCUCAACAAGUCCGACAACGGCGUGUACAUAUGCCAGGCAGACAACGGCAUCGGCACGAGCCAGGGGGAAUACACCCUCCUAGUCCAAGACGCCCCAGACAACGCUGCAGACCCGACGGCCAUGUCGACCUCCUCGGGCGUGGACCACGCCGUGAUCGGGGGCGUGGUGGCGGUCAUCGUCUUCAUCCUGCUGUGUCUGCUCAUCGUCCUGGGCAGAUACCUCAUCAGGCACAAAGGGACGUACCUCACCCACGAGGCCAAGGGCUCGGACGACGCCCCCGACGCCGACACGGCCAUCAUCAACGCAGAGGGGGGCCACUCCGGGGCCGAGGACAAGAAGGAGUACUUUAUCUAA
Hypomesus transpacificus is the source of this 1171-nucleotide messenger RNA. RefSeq names its product cell adhesion molecule 3 (gene cadm3). Lineage: Eukaryota; Metazoa; Chordata; Actinopteri; Osmeriformes; Osmeridae. Gene Ontology annotation, biological process: homophilic cell-cell adhesion. The transcript is spliced from 9 exons. Bases 47 to 1171 code for a protein of 374 amino acids. Gene Ontology annotation, cellular component: presynaptic membrane. The record is from RefSeq and is a predicted model, not a curated record.